This is a messenger RNA of Daphnia pulicaria, 1852 nucleotides long. RefSeq lists its product as uncharacterized. Gene Ontology annotation, cellular component: membrane. NCBI's taxonomy places the organism in Eukaryota, Metazoa, Arthropoda, Branchiopoda, Diplostraca, Daphniidae. Gene Ontology annotation, molecular function: growth factor receptor binding; growth factor activity. Bases 552 to 1733 code for a protein of 393 amino acids. The transcript has 8 exons. Gene Ontology annotation, biological process: positive regulation of protein autophosphorylation; positive regulation of cell population proliferation. The record is from RefSeq and is a predicted model, not a curated record.
CAGCCAUAAACUAAAAGGGAAAGUCCGUGAAGUUAGUAGACUAUAUACUUUCUCUGAAAAUAUCUACAAAUAACCGACACUUUCUCCCGAGUCAAUAUUCGUAUCAGCAACACACACAGCCUUCAGUAUUGAGUGAAACCAGCAUAUUGCUGGCUCUCUAAAACGUUCCAAACAACCACUUUAUUCGUUUUUUUUAAAUUUAAAUAGUAUUUUAUUUAUCUGAUUGAAUUCUCUUGUUCGAACGUCACGAGAAACUCUGCAUCGUGACUCUGGUGCGCAACAGCAGACCUUCCAGCGCCUUCCACAGUCAAUUACGAAGCGAUUGAAAGCCGAGAUAGCCGGGCAUCGUUUGACUUUUGUAAACGGGAAGUGACUGAGGCGAAUAAGAAAAAAGAACGAAGCGAAGGAAGAAGAAAGACUGCAACUGCGACCAAAGUUUUUUUCCCAGUCGACAUUCAGACACCGAACCUGAAACGUUGCUAGCAAAAUCACUUCAACAUUUAACGCCAUUAUUCUCCAUUAAGAACCGGAUUGCAGAUCGGGAGCAGGACAUGGCGAACGGCCAGAGCUUUCAACAUCGCCGGGUGACAUUCAUCGCUUUCGUUUUGGUCUUGACGUACUUUUCUGAGAUUGUCAAGGCUCAGCAGAACUGGUUUAGACCGACUGCGACAACGAGGAGGACAACAACAACAACAACAAGCAGCAAGAUCAAACGAUAUCCAGAAGCCAGAAAUUCAGCAACUGUCGUCUUUCCACAAGACGAACAGGAUGCCGGAUAUUCAUCACCUAGAAAAAUGCACCAACAAAUUCCUCUGAGUUUGUUGAAUCAAUUGAACGAAGCCGGCGAUUGGUCUGAAUUCCUGAAAUUCGUCGACAAUGUCACAGUUGUUGAAGGUGAAGCCCCUGGCGAUACUCCAUACGUCUACGGCGCUUGGGAAGUCGAUGGGCGUACAAAGGGCCAAGGUGGUGAAGAAAGAGAUGCUAGCGUUCCGGCCAAACCGGCGCAUUGCAUGCCGGAACUAACGACAGUUCCACUCAUGCCCAACACGGAUUCAUCGGUUCUCUUUUAUCCGACUUGCACGCGGAUUGAACGAUGCGGUGGAUGUUGCAGCUCGGACCUCCUCGUUUGCGAGCCCAUCCGAACUGAAAUCGUCCACUUCCAGGUGCUCAAGACCCAAUACGCUGGUGGCAGUCGGAUGAAAUUCGCCGGAAAAGAGUCGGUGCCAGUCGAGAAGCACACGGCUUGCAAAUGCCAGUGCAAGGUCAAGGAAUCGGAUUGCACGAUUAAUCAAGCGUACGUGCCGAAUGCGUGCCGUUGCGAAUGUUCCAAUAUCGACGAUCGUCGCAAAUGCGAAUCCGACAACCAAACCAGGUAUUGGGAUUCGAGAAACUGCAUGUGCAGAUGCCGAGACGACGGCUACAAUAAACAAUGUUCCACCGGGUUCUACUUCAACGAAGAAAUCUGCAAGUGCCAACCAUGGGGUAUCAAUCGGAGGGACGUUGAUUUCGACGGUUUCGAUAACGAAAACGACAGCCGCCAACCGGCCGUGAUUCCUAAACAAAGUAACAACAAUAUCGUGAUCGACCGUCGCCCAGCGCUAACGGCCCGACCGGUAAGGCCCGUCUACAAGGAAGAGGACACUUAUGAAGAGGAGGACAAAAAGUCGAGACCAGUCGAGCGGUUUCAGUUUGCCAACAACUGGAACUUUCAGAACGCCAAGCCACGCCAAUAGCGCAAUAAUUCAAGCAGUAUUUAGUAAAUGCCAUGAAAUAAUUGAAUUUCUUUCGUUCGAAACCUGUUGAUGCAGGCUAUUACAGUAAUUGAUGAAUACAUACGCCCAUUUUUACGUUU